AACUCUCAAGGCCUCUGACGCCCCCAGAUAUAUGCGGUCAGGACCACGCCUUUGCUAACCUAGAUCCUCUCUCCCAUAGUUUGCCAGAUCAAUACCCUAGUUUCUCCGAUGGCCCCGAGGAACUGUAGGAAGAUUUCGAAAAUCCGCUCGAUCGGAUUACUCAGCCUUUUCCUUCACAGGGGAAGGGCCGCGGACGCCGGAUUCGAAGUAAAGUUCCAGACAACACCCGCUCAAAUCAGCCGACAGAAGGAGCUUGAGGCUGUUGAUCGCGAGGCCCGUGCCGCCGUCGUGCCCCCACCCCCGGCUGCUUCCAUCAAAGGGGCCGCCAGAUGCGAAGAAAAAGGUAUGACGUCACCCGCUAAAGGUGGGAGUCUGCGCGCCGUAGGGUUGAUUCUCACGGCGGUGGUUGCCGUGGUCGUUUCUAUCUUGUUCCUGGUGCAGUUCCACGGACACCCUAUGUCCCAGGUGUGGGUCUUGUCGGUCAGUAUCUGCUUAUACGUCUUCCUCCUCCUUCGCAUCUUCCCGAGUCGGUGGUUCUACACUGACUUUCUCCGGCUCUCCUACGGCCCCUUGCUCGCCUGCUUUUCCGCCAGUCAUAUAGGCUCAGCCACUACCACCUUCGUCCUGCUCUUUAGCAUGGUAUAUGCUGCUGGAAACUUGGGCUACUCUCUGGCUGUGCACCAUCUGCCCAAGGGGGCCGAGCUGGCUAUCCACGAGGUGACUAGCCCCUCCUGCCAUAGCAAGGAUGUCAAAGAACUCAACCUCACUCUUCAUACUGGAGCACCCUUUGCGGUGCUACUCUGGACUUUGGUCAUGGUGUUGUUUAUCAGUUUAGGGAAAAUGACUGACGAGCUGGAUAUUCUUAUGUUCCUCUGUUAUUUUGGCUGGAUCCAUGUUGGCGUCUGGUUAGUCAUUCUCUCCGAGGUGCCCAUGAAUGGAUUUCCAUUUGAAGAGCUGAUCGAAUGGUUAAUGGUGACUCUUUUCCCAUGGAUGAUAUUAUCUCCUGGGAUCUCCCUUAUAUCCCAGAUCCUUGCGGUCGUGUGCCAUUUGCUAUUGAUGUUGGCUUUGGCUGCCUUCCUUUGGUACAAUCUUGCCAUUUACAUGCACUUCUUGGCGACUACUACACCAAGGACAACUUCUCAGGGGAAUAAAGAUACCCUGCACAAUAGGAUUCUGGAAGGCAAGAAGUCUGAUCCUAGACUUGGAGGAACAACAAGUGAAGCUGCAGCUACUCUGGGGAAUGAAGAUACCCUGCGCGGUGAGAGUCUGGAAGAAAAGAUUGGGCAGGUGAAGUCUGGCCCUAGACUUGGAACAACUUCAAGUGACGCUGCAGCUACUUUGGGCAAUGAAAAUCCCCAGUCACAUUGAAAUUCUGGAAGACACAACAGGCGGGUGGAGACGUGGAGUCUGUUUUCGGGACUUGGGAAACCACAAACCAAGCUGCAGCUAUUAAGCAACUCUAGUGCCUUCUAGUUAGACAUAGAAGGUAAAUCAAUGUAUUAUUUUCCUGUGAACCAAACUAUUGGAGCGUAAUAGUGCAAUCAAAAUUAAUACUGUAUGUUCUUUA
Lolium perenne is the source of this 1567-nucleotide messenger RNA. RefSeq lists its product as uncharacterized. Lineage: Eukaryota; Viridiplantae; Streptophyta; Magnoliopsida; Poales; Poaceae. The record is from RefSeq and is a predicted model, not a curated record.